Messenger RNA from Paramecium pentaurelia, 8434 nucleotides. The record is from the annotation of a GenBank genome assembly. Lineage: Eukaryota; Ciliophora; Oligohymenophorea; Peniculida; Parameciidae.
AUGAAGAAAACCUUAAUAACAUUCUUGUUGUUGAUGGUUGUGGUUAUCUCUACCAAAAUAGAAGCAUCAGAGCUUAGAACUCAAGGUACAUUUAUAUAAAAUUUCAGGGAUGACCUACACUGAAGCAUAAAAUCUAGAUGUUUCUCGUUUAAAUUGCCACAUCGAUUUUGAAUACACAAUCGGAGAGUUGGCUAGAUGGGUUGAUAUUAUAGAUAAUCGAGAACAAUUAAUCAAGGAUCUUGCAAUAAUUAAUUAAGUUAUAAGCAUAGUAGAAAAAGCUAAAGGUACAAUAUCAGUCAUUCAUUCAUCUAUGCUUUUGCAAAUAUAAAGCAAAGUGAGUAAAUCACUACAAAGUAUAUUUACAUAAAACAAAUGGGCAGCUUGUAAAGUAGAAGAUGCCCUUGAAUAUGUAGCUUAAUUAAAUGGCACUUAAAGUAUUCAUUUUUAUUCUAACUUAGCUAAUGAGGAAAAGAUUGCUCUAGCAAAUAAAAUCAUAGCUCAUUUGAGGUAGACUUAAGAGUAAAUUCACUAAUACUUAAAUUAAUGCUAAUAUGCAAAACGUACUCAAGGUCUGAGAUAAAAGAUAAGUUAGCUUCAAACAUUAAAAAGAGUGUGUGACCAAGAAAUAAAAAAACCUACUAUAAUUAUAGAUAAUGACCCUGAUGAUGAAGUAAGAAAUUUUGAUGAAGAACCAGAAGAAAUAGUUUAUUAUUAUUUUGAAGAGGAAGAUGUUGAAACUCCUUCUGACUACAUUUAUCAUGAACCUCAGCAUUAUACAUAUCCAACUUAUUAGGAUGAAACCUAAAAACCAUAAAAAAAACAAGUUAAAAAAAUAGUGCCAAAAGAAAUCGUUGAAGAAAUUAAAGGAAAUAAAAGAUAUGUUGCCUUAGGUCAUGAGAUUGAAGGAGAAGUUAAAGAGAUUGUUGAUGAAUAAUAAAAUUAAUAAGAAGAGGCUGAAUUCGUAGUGUAGGCAGCUAAGGUGAGUAAAAUAGAAGGUCUAAAUAAUGAUGAAGAUGAUAGUAAAAAAACUGAUAAUGAUAAGGAGAAAGUAUAAGGAGAUUCUAAAGAUUAAACAAAUGGAGAUUAAAAUCAAGAAAAUAUUGAAACUGAUUAAUAGUAGGUGAUUGUUGAAACUCAUGAUAAUCCAUUAACAUAAGUUGAAUCAGAAACAAAAGAAAAUUAGACUGUUGAUAAAUCUACAAUUGGAAAAGCUGAUGAUGAUUCUACUGAAGUUGAAACAGAUAAUAAGACUGAUGUAAAAGAUGAUGAAAGUGAUGAAAAAAAAGAUACAAAUAAAAAUGAUUCUUAAUAAAAUUAAAAAUAAGAAUCAACUGAUUAAUCAUCUUAAGAAUAAACAUAAAAAAAGACUACAUAAGAAUCUUCAAAAACAACAAGCACUGAUGAUUCAGAAUCAGGUACAUAAGAAACAUAAAAUACAAAUUAAGAAUCAAAGGUCGAAGAAAAAGGAGAUUAAAAAUCAACCUAAGAUAGUAGUGAUAAUUAAAAAACAGAAAAUGAUGAAGAUAUAGUUGUUGAUAAUCAAUCUAAAAGUUAAGAUGAUAAAAAAGAUAUUUAAAUUGAAUCAUCAAAAGUUAAAAGAGUUGAUGAACAUAAAACUGAUGAUAAAAAAUAAGAAGGUGAUUAGAAAGAAGAAAGUGAAUAAAAAUAAGAAAGUGAAUAGAAAUAAGAAGGUGAAUUGAAAUAAGAAGGAGAAUAGAAAUAAGAAAGUGAAUAAAAAUAAGAAAGUGAAUAGAAAUAAGAUGAAAAUCAUAAAGAACCACCUAAGAACUAAGAUGAUGAAAAGAAAAUGAAAAAAUAAAAAUCUAGUGAUGAUCGUUCAUUAAAAAUCUAAUCAUUAAGAGAAGAACCUAAUCCAAAUGAACCAACAUAAUUUUAACCACCAAAACAUAGAGCUAAUUCAGGUCGUGUUUAAGAAAGAAAAGUUAUAGCUGUGAAUACAAAAUAUUAAAAUUCAGAUUUUGAUGGUGAGCCAACAGAAUAAUUUGAAUUUACUGAUAGAUCAUUACUUCAAGAUUCAUCUGAAUAUGGAUAUGGAUAUUGGGUGAGAUAUACGGAACAUGGAGUUAAGGAGCAUAGUAGAGAAGAUGGUGAAUACUAUUUCUUAUCAAGAAUGACCAUUAAUGAGGAAUAUGAAGAUUUUUCAUUUUAUGGAGAUAGAGCUUUGGCAAUAUUCAUGUUUGAUAAUUCCUUUGUUUUCAGCACAUAUGAUACAAGUGAAAAAUUGAAGACUAAAGAUAAGGCAGUUGCUUUAAAUGAAAACAUGGAUAGUAUGUGGUAUUUUGUUAUGUUCUCUUACAGUAAUCCAUUAAGAAAAGCUGUUGGUUAUAUUGUAAGUUAUGGGGAAGGUAAUGGAGUCUAUAGAGUAGAAAUAGAGGCUACUCACAUUCCACCUUCAUAUAUAAAAAUUAUAUUUGGUGGUAAGCAUAUGAAUUAUAAUGGAUUAAAUGGAUAAUUCGCCAAUAUUUUCUUUGAUAUAGAUGCUCCAGCUUUUGUCGAUGGAGAUGAAGCUUUAGAUGAAGUCCUGAAAACUUUGAGUAACCCUCCAUAAAGUGUGCCUGCAAUGAUAGAUGAAACAAUAAUUUAGAAACCUAAACAUUUGAAUGGAAAUGAUAAAGGGGAAUAAUAUCAUUUUGAUCCACAAGAAUCUUAAUUAAUUAUAGAAGAAUAUGCUGUUGGUUUAUGGUUUAGAUGGAUAGAUGAUUUAAAAGUGGAUGAACCAAAUACAUUUUAGAUAAUUAAUUUGAGAUCAAACAAAGUCAAAACUGCAGGAAAAGGAGUUUUAGGUGAUAGAGCAUUAGAAAUACAUCAUACAUAUGGUGGUGGUGCUAAGAGUACAAUUUAUUUUAAUACCUAUACAAUUAAGGGUAAUAGAGCAAAGGGAUAACCUUAUUUAUCAAAGACUGUUGAAAGUGUUGAAUUUAUUUGGACUUAUGUUUAUUUUGGAUAUGAUAAUGAUGGAGGACGUGCCUAUGGUUCAGUGAUUAAGCCAGGACUAGUAGGAGAAAUCAAAUAUGAAGGUAUCUAACACAAACUAGUCAACAGUUUGAGUGUCACUUUAGGUGGUGAUAAUGUUAUAUCUCCAUUUAAUGGUAUGAUUGGAUAUGUUGGUAUUUAUCUUGGAACAGGAGCAUACAGAGAAGGUUUAGGAUUUGAAAUGACAUUUAAUUAUGGUGAAGGAGUUAUGGGAGUCUAUUAAGUUGGUAAACCAGUCACUUACAUUGCAGGAGAUGCUAAUUAAGCAAAAUAUGUAUCAUAUGAUGCUGCAGAUAAUGUUGUGGAUAAGAUUAUUAUUCAUAAUGAGGAAGGAAUGAGAAUUAAUGGAUAGAGUGAAUAUGGUUUUGGAUUAUGGACUAGAUGGUUGAGUACAUUACCUAAAUAUUUGAAUAAGAGAGCUCCAAUACAUACUAUUGCUAGAAUGGGUACUUAAGGUUAUGUUAUUGAAUCUAUUGAUGGUAAAUUAGUAAGAUCUAAUGCUAACAGACCAAGUACUCCUAAAGAUAAUACUUUAUCAAUAUCUUUGACUCCAGAUUCUUAUGAAUUUUAAACAUUAGAAUUAAAAGAUGAUAUUGAAUUUUCUUAAUUAGAAGGACAUUGGAAUUAUGUCUACUUUGGAUAUAUUCGACAUGGUAAUUAGGGAUUGGCUAAAGGUUAUGUUUAAUUUGGUGUUGAUGGUGAAGUUGAUGAAGUUAUCUUUGAUACUUUCCAUGAUUAUUUACUUGAGUAUGUAGAAUUCAUUGUUGGUAAAACAUCAGCUCCAUUGUUCAAUGGGGAAAUGGCAAGAAUAUCAUUUUCAUUUGGACCUGGAUCAUUCAUUCACACAUCUGAAACUUUGAAAAUCUUUACUUAAAAUACUCUUCCAGAAAAAGCUUAGAUUCAUCCAGUAGCCAGAUAAACAUUACAAUUAGUGGGAGCUCCUCAAUAACUUAAGGAGGAACCAAUUUAAUUUGAAUUUGACAAGUAUUAAGGAGCAGAAGAGUACUCUAUUUCUGGAUGGGUCAGAUGGAGUGGACCAUUAGUUACUGGCAAAGUUGCUCAUCUCAUAACAAUGGCUUAGAAGAGAUUGGAUGAUUUAGAUGGUAAAAAUGAAGAAACUUUACAAAUAAUAAGAGGAGAUCAAGCAUUUACUUUCAUUACUUAUAAUCAAAAUUUAGGUGAAUACAAAUUAGUUACUUAAGAUGAAGCUUAUGGAGAAUAUGCUGAUUAAUGGACAUAUAUAUAUUAUGGAUUUUCUUAAUAGAAAUAGUAAACUUAUGGUUAUUUGAAAUAUACUUUUACAGAGAGUGAAUUUAGAUAAGAAAAAGUUAAUCAUUUUUAUUUGGCUGUGUUCUCAGUAUUAAUCUAAGAAAAAUAAUAAUAUACAUAAUUUAUUGGUUAAAUUAAAACAUGGGUUAUUAAUAUUGGAGAUGGAGCAUUCAGAGAGGGAGGAUUUGAUGAAAAUGAAAAUAUUAAAGUUCAUUUUGGAUUCAUAAGUGGAACUGAUCAUAUUAAAUUACAAUAAGCUGGAUAAGAAGCACAUCAUGAAGAGACUAUUUUAGAAUGUUCAUCAUAAAGUGGUGAAGUGCCUUUACAUAUAGAAUUCUAAUAAAGUGAUAAGUUACAUUUGCAUGGUGUUAGUGAAUAUGGUUAUGGCUAUUGGGUUAAAUUCUAAUAUUUUGCAAAUAAGAAUACUAUAUAUAGUAGACCUUAAUUAAUGGGGUUAAGUAGACUUACUAGUAAUAAAGAUUAUAAAGAUUUUGAUAAUCCAGGAGAUAGAGUUCUUUUGGUUUUAUUAGGAAAACAAUCCUAUCAUUUUGGAACAUAUGAUGUCAUCACUAAAUCAAAUAAUGUGGCUGGAGAUAUUCCUAAUUAAAUUGACUCUGAAAGUGAAUGGACAUAUAUUUAUUUCAGUUUUAAACGAAUUACUUAAACCUAAGGACAUGCCAUGGCAUUCACUCAUUAUAAAGAUACUACAUCAGGAAUUUAAAUGGAUGUAAUGCAUUCAUUAUUAAAUAACUAUUUGUAAUUGACUGUUGGUAAUGCAGGCAAAUAUUAUUCAAAUUUUAAUGGAUAAAUAACUACAAUUAGAUUCAAUCUUGGUCCAGGUGCCUAUAUUGAUAACAAAUAAGGUUUGUUAUAAAGAAUUAAAAAUAAGGAUGUUAUGCCUGAUAUCUUGGCUCCAUCCAAAAAGUAUGAGGUUUUGAUUGGAAAACAUGAUGUUACAAAGAUUGAAGAGGAUCAACACAUUACACACAUAAAUGAAGAAGCUAGAGAAUAUUCAAUUUAAUUAUGGUUCAGAUGGUUCAAAUUACCAGUCAAAACAUAAUAGCUUAUCUAUAGAUUCACUUCUUCAAAUCCUGAUUCUUUAGGAGAUGCAUAAAAAAUAGGAGAUAGAACUUUGGCUCUAUUCCAUACAGAUGGUAUAGAAUUCAGUACUUAUAAUUUAAAUCCCCUAUCUUUGUAGAACACAUAUGAAGCUAAGAUCCCAUAACAAUAAUUAGAAGUUUGGACAUUUGUAUAUUUUGGCUAUUCAAAACAUCAUUAGAAAAUUAGUUACUAUUUAUUAGCUGAUGAUGAUGAACAUAAAGGUUUAGAAUAAGCUUUACAUGCUGUUUCCACUAACUAUUGGUUGUUCUUAGUAAAAGAUGCAAUGACAAAACCAUUCGAUAGUAGAUUAGCUUAAGUUAUAUUGAAUAUUGGAGAUGGUAGUUAUAGAGAAGAUAAUUUCAACACUCUUUAAGUUUAUUUGGCAGCACCUAAAUUAUUUAGUUCUGAUAGUAAAUUUGAUUGGGAAGCAGAUGAUACAAUAACAUUGGUUUCAGGUGAUUCAGAAAAAUAAGGUAUGAAAAUUACAUUCUCUGAACCUGAUAGAAAAAUUGAGAGUGUUUAGGAAUAUUCUGUUGGUUUAUGGACUAGAUUCUUGUAAGCAUGGCCAGAGAGAUAAUGGCAUACUCCAUCUGAAAUGUAGAUCUUAAGAUUAACUUAUAAUGAUGAAGUAGAUCAUGGAAAAAUUGCUAUUGGAGAUAGAGUUCUAAAUGCAUUAGUUGUCUUAGAUAAUUACUAAUUUGGUACUUACGAUUUGAAUGAUGAUGCUCCUAAUGAAAUAAGCACUAUACCUUAUAAUCAUUUGGAAGGAAGAUGGCAUUACAUAUAUCUUGGUUAUAAGAGAUAAUUAUAAUAAGCAAACUACUUUGUAUUUGAUGGAGAAGAAAUUAAACAUGCCACAAAUGAAAAAUUAUUACAUAAACCACUUGGAGAUUAUAUUCAUUUAAUUUUGGGAGGAGAAAAGGAUGUAGCUCCAUUCUAAGGUCUAUUUACUGAAGUAGCAGCUCACUUUGGAGUUGGAUCAUUCAUUUUAUCAGGUGAAGAAUUAAUGAAAUCUAUUGAUACUAGUUUUGCCUUACCUUAAGAAUUAACUGUAGAUUAUAUCCAUAAACAAAAGCAUGGUUAACAAUAGUUAAUUGGUGAAAGUGAUAAUAAUGAAGGAAGUGAGAGUACUGGAGAUACUUGGAGUGGUGUAGGAGAAUAUGCUAUUUCUGGUUGGUUUAAGAUUGCUGAAACUUAAGUGAAGAAAGAAGGAGAGAUUAACUCACCAUGUCAGAUACUAUUUAGAAUUACUAAUAAUGAUAAAGAACAUUUAAGUGAUCGUAAAUCAUAAGGUGAUAGAGCAUUACAUGCUUAAAUAUGUACAAGUGAUACUGUUAAACUGAGUACAUAUACAUUGAAAGGACUUAAAGAUUGGAAUGAAGCUAAAUUCUUAGAAGAGAAGGUUGAACUUGGAAAUUCAAAGAAGGCAUGGGCAUAUUUAUAUAUGGCUUAUAAUGAAAAUGUUGGUGAAGUUCAUACUUUAUUACACUUAUUUGAAGAAGAUAAACCAGUAAUUUUCAAAGGAGUUUAACAUUUUGUUCCUCAUUUCAUAGGAAUCUAUGUAGGUAAGGAUCCUCAUAGUAGAAGAUUUUAAGGAGAAUUAUAAAAAUGGGUAGCUUAAUAUGGAUAAGGAGCAUUUAUUGAUGUAAUGAAAAAAGGUUAUGAAGAUACAUUACCUAACUUUAGACAUAUUCAGAUUAAUUAAAAAUAUCUAUGGUUUGAAAAAGAAGAUAGAAUUAUUUAGACACCUGAAAAAGUAGAAUAAACAUUUACUUCAGAAACAGAAUCAGUCGAUGAAUAUGCAGUUGGUGUUUGGACAAGAUGGUUAAUAGCAUUCCCUACUACUUUAACUGAUAGAGCAGAUGUUCACACUAUAUUCAGAUUCUCAAGUACUCGUCAAUAUUAAGAUAAGAGUGAAUUAGGUAAUAGAGUCUUAUCUGCCUUCUUAACAAAAGGAAAUUAUGAAUUUAGUACAUAUGAUGCAUCUAAACCUUCUAAUGCAGUAGAUGCAUAAUUACCUUAUGAAAAUAUUGAAGGUGAAUGGACUUAUGUUUAUGCUGCAUAUAAGAAUAAGAAUUUUUAUGGUAUGGUCUUAUUUAAGGAUCAAUAAAAGGCUGUCCAUCUUAAUAUUGAAGUGACUCAUCAAGUUUUAACUGGUUAUGCUCAUUUUGUUUUAGGUGCUAAUGAAUUUGGAUAUAAAGCAUUCCAUGGUUGGUUCUAUGACCCAAGAAUAUUUUUAGGUGCUGGAAGUUAUAUUAGCGAAUCUCAAAAAGUUGUAGAGAUGAUUCAUAAAUUACACAGAAAAUUACCAGUUUCACCUUAAUAAGCAGAAGAUUUCAAAUGGCCAGUUUCUUUAUUGGAUACAACUAAUCAAGAUGAUCUUGAUUCUAAAAAGGAUAAAUUGAAUUUUGAAUUCACAGACAAAGCAGAAAUGUAAUCUUAUAGUAUUGGAUUCUGGUUCCAAAAUGCCAUGUUACUUCCUGAGAUGAAAAAUGAUUUUACUGCUUUAGUUCGUUUAACCACCAAUGGGCCUGAUCUUGCUGCAGAUGAUAAAUUUAUUGGAGAUAGAACUUUAGCACUCUUUACUAAAACAGAUAAAUUGAUGGCUAGUACUUAUACAAUAAAGGAUCCAUCAUUUGAACCAUUGUCACAUACUUUCGAUAUAAAAGAGCAUUAGUGGACUUUUGUAUACUUUGGAUAUGAGAAACAUCAUGCCAGAGCCUAUGUAUUGACUCCUAAAGGACCAAGUGAAAAGAUUUUGAUUGCUUAACACAUUGUGCCUAAUACAUUUUACUUAAGAGUUGUUAAUGAUCUUGGCCAUCCAUCUUUUUGGGUAUAUAAUAAUUUUAAUAUUAUAGGGUAAAAUCUAUGGAUUGAAGGUCAAUUUUGGUGACGGUAGUUAUCUUGAAAAUCCUUUGGAAUUAAUUGAUAAAUGGCCAUACGAUCCAAAGCAACAUUCUGAUAUAGAUAAAUAAGGAGAAAAAGUCUUAUGUAUUUAUAUAUAUAAUAAUAAUAGCUAUUAAUUCUGCAAAAGUUACAAAACAAAAGAAUGAUGAUGUGAAAGAAUGAG